Drosophila kikkawai is the source of this 2201-nucleotide messenger RNA. It is a transcript of the gene Tsp5D, whose product is annotated as Tetraspanin 5D. Gene Ontology annotation, cellular component: plasma membrane. Lineage: Eukaryota; Metazoa; Arthropoda; Insecta; Diptera; Drosophilidae. The record is from RefSeq and is a predicted model, not a curated record.
GCGCAUAGAACACGCAAAUCGAAAAGAAACCCAAAACCAAAACCCCUUAAAGUAAUCCCAAAAAAAAGAAUACCAAGAUCCAAGAAUCAAGAAGAAGUGCAACGAAGAUUUACAAAACGAAUUUAAAUUAAAAAAAAUAUAUAAUAAUUUAAAAAGAACAGUGUUUUGUUUUUGUUUUUUUCUGUGUUAAAUAGUGCGAAAAGAAACGGUUAGAAGCAAGACAAACCGAAACCGAUAACGAUAAAACACGACAAUACAUGUCCUGUUUUGAAUUGAAAUAUCCCAUAUACAGCCUUCCUAUAUAGAAGCCAGAUGCAGUGCUGACGACAAUAACAACGAACUUUUGCAGUUUAUUGACAGCAACAACCACAAAAAAAAAAACAACAAAAAACAGAAAAACCAGAUUGAAAGCCAAGCCAAGCGGAGGACAACAACAAAAGCAGCAACUUGAAGUAAUUUGCAACUGAAAAGAAAUGCGGCAAUGGGGCACAAACAAAAUCCUGCCAUGGGCAAUGCCGGCUAUACAUGCAUUCGCCGCACCUUCUGCUGGCUCAACAUUAUUCUGUGGCUGUGUAGCUGCGCUUUUCUGGGCGCCGGACUCUGGCUGCGACUGAGCUACGAGGGCUAUGCCACUCUUCUGCCUCAGCAUGCCGCCUUGAGUGCAGACACCAUCUUCAUGGGAAUUGGCGGAACAGGGUUUGUGGUUAGCUUCUUUGGAUGCUGCGGGGCCUGGGCGCAGUCAAGGUGUCUUCUGGUGCUGUACUUUAUGCUGAUUGUAAUGCUGUUCAUGAGCGAGUUCCUGGUGGGCUCCAUAGCCUUUCUCUUCCGCGGCGGCCUGGGACGUACUUUGGCCAAUGAGCUGCGCUUUGGCAUCGAGCGUCACUAUAAUGUCAGCGAUCGGGGCUCCCUGGUGGCCCCAUCGGUGUCCGCCAUUUGGGACAGUGUUCAGCAAUCGUUUGAGUGCUGUGGCGUGUCCUCAUACGAGGACUGGUAUGACAUUCAGACGUGGCCGGGAAAGCGCUGGGUGCCCGAGUCCUGCUGCAGGACUCUUUACGAUCAGCGUCAGGUUUUGACUGAGGGUUCUGGCGAUGGUUUGCUGCGCGCCGACUGCGGCAGAUCCGAAAACCCCUCUUUGUGGUGGGACAAGGGCUGUGCCCACUCGCUGCAAAGUUGGUUCACCGGCCAGCUGAAUGUGGUGGGGGCCGUGGGUCUGGGCAUUGCCUUUGUCCAGCUCUUUGGACUGAUCACCUCCAUGCUGCUCUUCUGCACGGUAAAGCACAAGCGGGCCUCGGACACCUACAAGUCGUACUCGCCCUCGAUUGAUCCCCAGACCCGUACCAGCAGUUGGGAGGACUGAACGCGCCUGUAGUGGAGGAUGUUCAAGAAAAAAUAACAACAAAUCUCUCUCCCUAUCUCUAAUUAUAUUUUUUUCUUUGUUAACUCCGUUUAGUUUCUAAUUCAAUCAAUGCGAAAUGUGCCAAAAAUUAAUUUUUAAAGAAAAGUGUACGCGUAUUAUUAUUAUUUUAUUUUUUUUUUAUAAUCUGUAGGCAAAAACAUAACGAAAAAGAAAAAUUCAAUGCGAACAGGUCAACUUACACUGAAAGACAGUGAGAAGAGGACAUUAUGCUCAGUGUAAACGCCGCAUAAUGCUUUCCGUUAAUGUUAUUCAGUGUGCAGAGGGCAUUUUUGUUCUCAAAAAAUAUGUAUUUAGUUAGCGGUGUAUCCAUAUUGUGAUGUGCUCUCUAGUAGUAUAGUGUCCAGUCCAAGGCCUCAGUGUAGGUUACUGUGCUUUUCAUAAUUAUCAGGCUGCAGUUCACAAAAAAUAACUAUAUCGAAAACGCACUGUACCAGAAAUACACAAGGCCCAAGGCUUAAUUAUGCUCGUAACCCUUUAACUAAAUCAAUAUAUCAGCUAUAUAUAACACGUACAUAUACAUUAUACAAAUUAUAUUUAUGUUACUUUAUGGAACUUUGUAGUAUUCGAAAUAGCAGAAACCACAACUGCCCAAAGGAGCAAGGAGGAAAACGACAAACAAAUAAAUAAAAAUAACCCAGCAGAUGAAGAGGGAAGAAUGGAUAUAUAGUUAAAGCAAAUAUUACUAUUAUUAUUAUUACUAUGAUUAUUUUAUUUAUACAAAACAUAUUUAUAUAUCGAAAAUACAUUCCUACACACAACAUGUUUGCGUUAAGUUAUAAAAUAA